AUGUCUAGGAGUUUGAAGAGUUUUGCAGGGACUUUUGCCUUUCAUCCUCGAUGUAAAACCAUUAAGCUCACUCAUUUGUGCUUUGCGGAUGACCUUAUGAUAUUCUGCAAAGGAGAUCUAUCCUCGGUGCGUAUUAUUUGUGAUUGUAUUCAAGGUUUCUCCAAUACCUCUGGGCUCCAUGCGAAUUCGGGCAAAUUGGCAAUCUAUUUGGCUGGGGUUGACAGCUUCAUCAAGGAGGAUCUUAGAAGCACUUCUCAGUUUACAUUGGGGACUCUUCCAUUCAAAUACUUGGGGGUCCCUUUAUCUUCUAAGCGCUUUAGUAUUGCGGACUGUGAAAAAUUGGCAGAUAUGAUGAUUAAGCGUAUUAGUUCUUGGCAAGCUAAACACCUCUCGUAUGCAGCUCGCUUACAACUAAUCAACUCAGUCUUGAUGGGUAUUUCUUCUUACUGGUGUCAAAUCUCCAUUCUUCCUAAGAGGGUAAUCAAUAUUGGUAAUUUCAUUUGUCGUUCAUUCCUUUGGUUUGGGGUCUCUUAUUCUCAUAAACCGGGAAAUAUUAGUUGGAAGGAGGUAUGCACUCCUAAGAAGGAAUCCUUAUGGGUUAGGUGGGUCCAUGGUGUAUAUACUAAAGGAGGACGAUGGGAAAUCUUCAAUGCUCCUGCCACAGCUAGUUGGAUUAUUAAGAAACUGUGUGCAGGAGGUUCAUGGCAUACCCUGACGACUCAGCAUAAGAUUCAUUGGAGACACCUCGUUUGGAACAUGAUCUCGAUACCUAAAACUAGGUUUCUUUGUUGGUUAGUAGCUGGACAUAGGCUAAAAACCAAGGAGAAACUUUAUCAGUUGGGAGUGGUGGUUGAUGAUGUUUGUCCUUUAUGUGGUUUAUAUCCUGAGACGCAUAACCAUCUCUUCUUUAACUGCCCUUUCAGCCGUUCAUGUGUGGAGGCGGUUAAAUUAUGUAUUGGCAUCACUCUUAAGCCAAUCGCCCGUAUGGAUUUUCAGAAGCGAAGUAUUCCCAAAACCAAGCAGCACGUGUUUUCCUCGCCUUGA
Amaranthus tricolor (Joseph's coat) is the source of this 1044-nucleotide messenger RNA. RefSeq lists its product as uncharacterized. The transcript has 3 exons. Bases 1 to 1044 code for a protein of 347 amino acids. The record is from RefSeq and is a predicted model, not a curated record. Lineage: Eukaryota; Viridiplantae; Streptophyta; Magnoliopsida; Caryophyllales; Amaranthaceae.